This is a messenger RNA of Racocetra persica, 160 nucleotides long. The record is from the annotation of a GenBank genome assembly. NCBI's taxonomy places the organism in Eukaryota, Fungi, Glomeromycota, Glomeromycetes, Diversisporales, Gigasporaceae.
AUGGAUAUUAAUAAUGAAUAUACUGACCCUUAUACUAACCCUUAUACUGACCCUUAUACUGACUCUUGUACUGACCCUUGUACUGACUCUUGUAUUGAUCCUUGCAGCCCUUACACAGACUCUUAUAUUAACUUUAAUACUAAUCCUGAUCCUCAAGAUA